AAAAAAAAAAAAAAGCCUAAAAAACCAAACCAUUUACAUCAUCAUUAUCUUCUUCUUCGUUUUAAUUUCUUGUGUUCUCUCUUGAUUCCUACCUUACCUACCACCACACCCACCUCCUCAACUGUGUCUCAUUCUCUCUCCCUCUCUCUCUCUUCCAUGCUUUUCCUUCAAUUCAUGGACUGAUUAUUUUCUUUCUUACUCAACCACCUACCAUUGCAAAACCAUAACUCUAUUUGUGUUCUCUUCACUUGUUUCUUUCUUUCCAUUGAUUGAGAUGGAGUCUUUCAAUCAAUCAUCCGGGUUCAGGUACACCCCGGAAUCUAACGCAAUUGAAGAACCAAACACCGAUUCUGAAUUUUCAGGAAUUCUUGAAAUUUAUGUUCAUAACGCCAGGAAUAUUCAUAACAUUUGUAUCUAUGACAACCAGGAUGUUUAUGCAAAAUUUUCCCUCACAUACAACCCGGAUGAAACAACCUCCACUCGGAUCAUCAAUGGCGGUGGCAAGAACCCCGAUUUCAAUGAAAACUUAGUGGUGAAAGUUUCCCAACUUGAUGCCGUCCUCAAAUGUGAAAUUUGGAUGCUUAGUCGAGCUAGAAAUUACAUGGAAGAUCAGCUUCUCGGAUUCGCUCUGGUUCCAAUUUCACAAAUUGUAGGCAAAGGGAAAGUUACUCAGAAUUAUAAUCUUUCUUCCACUGAUCUUUUUCAUUCCCCGGCGGGUACUGUCAAAUUGACUCUCUCUUUAUCCGCUAAUUCUUUCCCUGAAUCAAGUAAUAAUAAAUCGAUAUCUUCCGAAGUUGUGUUGCUUGAUCGGAAGAUUUCUGAAGUUCUUCUCGACCCAGUUGAGUAUUCCAGGAUUGAAUUUCCGGAUAUCAGUGUGGUUAGAGAGAAUCAGCAGAUGGUUUCGGAGUACUUCGAUGGCUUGAAUUCCGGACCUAAUCCGGGAGGAAUCGCUUCUUUUCUUCACCUCGGUGCGUGUCCUCAACCUGUCGAUGAUUAUGAAAUGACAAUAAAUUCAUCUGAUGAGACUCCAGGCGGAUCCAUUUCUCCGAAUGGAAGCAUCCAAAAUUCAUGUUUCUUGAGUUCCACUACCACUAGCUUGAGCGAUGAUAGAAUAUCAGCUGAUUCGGUCGAGAAGAAGAGUCGUUUGAGAGGCGAGUCUUCGAUCUCUCUCAACGCAUCCAUCACCAAUGAAACUAAUCAGAGCUCAGGAGCCAGUCCGGAGACUCCAACUUCAAAGAAAGGAAGCGAAGUUAAGGAUGAAAAAGUGUCCAAUUUCUCAAGCAAGGAAAAGGAAAAAAACCAAGAAGAGAACAACAUAAAUUCAGCGAAAUUCGGUCAAGUAUUUUCAGCUCCUUUAGGAAACAUCAAUCUUGAGGCAGAGCAGUCUGCAAUGCAGCAACAAAUAGUGGACAUGUACAUGAGAAGUAUGCAACAAUUUACAGAAUCUUUGGCAAAAAUGAAGCUACCAAUGGAUCUAGACAAGCCUGAAAUAUCCGAAAAUCGCAGUGAAGUCAUUCAAAACCACAACAAUAAGUUAGAGAUCGAGAAGAAAAAGGAUGGAUCGCGAGUGUUCUAUGGUAGCCGGGCGUUUUUCUAAUGGCUAAAUCCAUCCAUCCUGCUAAAUUUCAAGUAAGUAAAGUAUUAAGGUUAUUGGAGUUUAAUUUAUGAAACUUUUGUGUUUCCCUCGGCUUCUUUGUUGGUAUUUAUCAUAGAUUUUAAUCGGUUUAGUUUCCGUUAACCCAUUAAUAUUUUACAGAUUCAGUCAUGUUGUUUUAAGUCUUGCCAGUGAAAUAAUAUCAAUUAUAUUUUCUGUACACAUUAGAAUCAGAAAAGCUCAGGAUUUCAGCUCUUUUGUUUGCUCAAUGUAACUAAUAUUUCCAGUAUAUAAUAUAUUCCAAGCAUUGUGUUUGA
Messenger RNA from Pistacia vera, 1911 nucleotides. RefSeq lists its product as uncharacterized. The record is from RefSeq and is a predicted model, not a curated record. The coding region runs from base 275 to 1597 and encodes 440 amino acids. The transcript has a single exon. NCBI's taxonomy places the organism in Eukaryota, Viridiplantae, Streptophyta, Magnoliopsida, Sapindales, Anacardiaceae.